Messenger RNA from Pisolithus orientalis, 965 nucleotides. Its product is annotated as LmbE-like protein. Gene Ontology annotation, biological process: GPI anchor biosynthetic process. Gene Ontology annotation, cellular component: endoplasmic reticulum. Lineage: Eukaryota; Fungi; Basidiomycota; Agaricomycetes; Boletales; Pisolithaceae. The coding region runs from base 36 to 848 and encodes 270 amino acids. The transcript is spliced from 4 exons. Gene Ontology annotation, molecular function: N-acetylglucosaminylphosphatidylinositol deacetylase activity. The record is from RefSeq and is a predicted model, not a curated record.
CUAACAUGUUUACUUGACGACUACCCUUGUUGCCCAUGAAGUUUCAGUUGCUGCUUGCUUUCUUAGCUGGACUGGUGUCCUGGCUGUGUUUCCCAAUUCACUCGCAAGUUAGCGUCCUACUCCCCCGCGCUGCCCGGAUACUCUUGUUGACGGCACACCCCGACGAUGAAUGCUUUUUCUUCACACCGACUAUACUGGCACUUCGACAAGACGUCUCACAACUUGAGGUCUAUUCGUUGUGCUUGUCCACAGGGGAUGCGGAAGGCCUAGGCAACAAAAGGAGAGCAGAGCUAGAUCGCAGUCUCGACGUGCUUGGCGUUGACCGCGACAAACGCUGGGUGGUUGACCACCCCUUACUCCAGGAUAAUAUUACCAUGACAUGGGAGGCAUCAGUCAUUGCAGAUGUCCUUGCCCCGUUCGUCGUGGACAACAACAUUUCAGUGAUCUUGACCUUCGACACACAGGGAAUUUCCUCACACCCGAACCACUAUUCCCUUCCGUUUGGUGCAUCGCAUCUCACUCGUAUACUGUCUUCUACAACGUCUCGAACUGAGAACGUUCCCCGUGUACUUGGCCUGCUUACUGUCCCAGUCGUGCCGAAAUACUUUGGUAUCCUUUCUGUUCCACUUGCUCGCGCCAGGAUUAUCCUGUCUCGGCUGAUACCCAGGCUCCUUUCGCCGUCUACGCCGGUAUUUACUUCUGGUUUCAGGGAAUACUUGAUAGGAGCCCGUGCCAUCCGAGAACAUGAUUCUCAGAUGAUAUGGUUCCGCUAUCUUUAUAUGUUGUUUUCGAGGUAUUUAUGGGUCAACGAGUGGGUUGAAUUCGACCCAGCUACGCUGUCAAAUUAAUACUGUACGCCAGGAAAUGCAAUGCGGAUGCACUAGGAUCUUUGAACUACAUAUCUCUCGUUUCAGGUCGUACGGAAGGGAGUGCUGCGAUGUAGCACAGUUUAUGAUAAGAUUGCG